CUCAGUACCACCGGAGGUUCGGGAAGAUUUUCCGCAUGAAGCUGGGCGCUUUCGACUCGGUGCACAUCGCCGCGCCCUGCCUGCUGGAGGCUCUGUACCGCCGCGAGAGCGCCUGCCCCCAGCGCCUGGAGAUCAAGCCCUGGAAAGCCUAUCGCGACUAUCGCGACGAGGGCUACGGGCUGCUCAUCCUGGAGGGAAAGGACUGGCAGAGGGUAAGAAGCGCCUUUCAGAAGAAAUUAAUGAAGCCCGGGGAAGUUGUGAAACUGGAUACGACCGUCAAUGAGGUCCUGGAGGACUUUAUGCACAGAAUAGAUGAAAUUUGUGACCACAAUGGACAAAUGGAAGAUGUCUAUUCAGAAUUCAACAAAUGGUCUUUUGAAAGUAUCUGCCUGGUGCUGUAUGGGAAGAGGUUUGGCCUCCUGCAGCAGGAUGUAGAAGAAGAAAGUCUGAACUUCAUCAAGGCUGUAAAAACGAUGAUGGCCACUUUCGGGAUGAUGAUGGUGACCCCUGUGGAGCUGCACAAGGGGCUCAACACCAAAGUCUGGCAAGCUCACACCAAAGCAUGGGAUGAUAUAUUUAAAACAGCCAAGCACUCCAUCGACUGCCGGCUGCAGAAGCACUCGGCCAACCCCCAGGAGGAUUUUCUGUGUGACAUCUACUCGGGGGGACAGCUGUCCAGGAAGGAGCUGUACGCUGCCAUCGCGGAGCUGCAGAUCGCUGGAGUGGAGACGACAGCCAACAGUUUGCUGUGGGCUCUGUACAACCUUUCCCGCAAUCCACACGUCCAGCAGAAGCUUUUCCAGGAAAUCCAGAGAGUUUUGGAUGCUCAGAAGAGUCCAAAUGCUGAGAGCCUGAGGAAUAUGCCUUACCUAAAAGCCUGUCUGAAAGAAUCCAUGAGGUUAAGUCCAUCAGUGCCUUUCACCACUCGCACCAUCGACACAGAAAUGGUUCUGGGAAAUUAUGUCCUGCCCAAAGGGACGGUGCUGAUGAUCAACAGCCAUGCCCUGGGCUGCAGUGAGGAGUAUUUCAGGGGCUGGGCUGAGUUCAGGCCCGAGCGCUGGCUCCAGAGGGGCUCCAUCCAUCCCUUCUCGCACGUCCCCUUCGGCAUGGGGAAGAGGAUGUGCGUGGGGCGCCGCGUGGCGGAGCUGCAGCUGCACCUGGCCCUCUGCUGGCUGAUCCGUAAAUACCGGAUUGUGGCCACGGACCAGGAGCCGGUGGAGACGCUGCACUCGGGAAUCCUCAUCCCCAGCCGGGCGCUGCCCAUCGCCUUCCAGCCACGAGCAGGUUGCAAAAAAUAAAGGACAUCUCUGCUGCUGCCUGCUCCUAAAAGGGAGACAGUGGGAAAAGCUCUGGAGGCUCCAGCAGCCAGGGAAGAACGGCACCACAUCCCCUGAACAACUGCUGAGCCUGGAAUAGCAGCAGGAAAAGCUCCCAGACUCUUUUAUUGAGAAAAUGUGCUCAAAAGGAGAGAAAAAUACCAAGUGCUUUCAUAGAGCUGUGGCAAUCCAGGGAUUUAGUGCAGGAUGAGCCCUGGGGGUUGUUGGACAGCCCAGUUUAGGGAGAGCUGCCUCCAGCUGGGGACCAGUCCCGGCUGGAAUGGCCCUGGGAGCUCAGAGUGGGAGAGCUUGAGGGAGGGGAAAUGGCCUCAGACUUCCCAAAUUAGCAGUGCCAGGAGAAGGGAGUUUGGAGUCUGGAAAAAGGCUAAAAACAGGGUUGGAAAACUGGGCUAAUUAAAGAAAUAAUUUCCUUGGCAUUCUUCACUGCCUGGAUAGGAGGGAAAUUGGGACAAAUGCACCUGACAGGAUUGAGUGCCUUGCUCUGACAGUUCCAAGCUUGUGCCUGACACACCCUCUGUUCUUCCCCAUGGAUUUCCCUCCCUCCAGCUCCUGCACAGCCCAUUCUAUCCCACUUUUAUUGUAAAAACUUAGUGGCCUUUCACUGCAUGAAAAGGCCUGAUCCAGAAAUGGAGCCACUGGAAUCCUAUGGGUUCUGCCUCUGCGGAAUGAAGAUUAUCCUAACAGGAUAGUGACACGAGAUUAAUAACAUAAAAUUGUGUUUCCAAGAACAAUUCCACAGGAAAUGAGGACCCUAAACAUUUCCAAGGGGUCUGUUCCUCGUGGAGACUGCAAUAUCCAAAGGUUCGAAUUGCCCUGCAUGCAAUACUGGAUUUUGGCUGUUAUGGUCACUGCUUUUACACUUUUGCAGUUUCAAGUACAGCUUUAUCUCUAUAUAUAAUCCUGAAUUUAUAUUUUUUUUUACAUGCUGAAAUGAUGCAAGUUCUUAGUAUUUGUUGGUCUCUUGUUUUUCAUUUGUUCUCCUGUGUUACGCUCAGACAUGUAAAUGCAUCCCUGUAACAAUGUAUAAAACAGUUUUUGCAUUAUCUGAAUAUUUCUAGGCAGUUUUGUAAGAAAAUAAAGAGUUCUAUUUUUUUUCUCUAUAA
This is a messenger RNA of Cyanistes caeruleus (blue tit), 2440 nucleotides long. Lineage: Eukaryota; Metazoa; Chordata; Aves; Passeriformes; Paridae. The record is from RefSeq and is a predicted model, not a curated record.